Ilex paraguariensis (yerba mate) is the source of this 459-nucleotide messenger RNA. NCBI's taxonomy places the organism in Eukaryota, Viridiplantae, Streptophyta, Magnoliopsida, Aquifoliales, Aquifoliaceae. The record is from the annotation of a GenBank genome assembly.
AUGGUUGUGGCUCUGGGUCCUGGAAAGUUCUACGGCAGCAGCCUCCCAAGGCCUAGAAUAUACACAGACGUGAAGUUCAACGACGACCGAGUCGACCCACCAGUAUCUGUCCUCGACCCACUGAUUUCUUGGGCCCAUGAAGCUCACUGGUCAAUGGGUGGCCUUAGCUUCAAGCGCCUCCGUCUCCAAGGCCGAAUCGAAGGCAGCAUCAAGAAACUCCGUGCCGAGCGCGAAAAAUUCCUCAAGAAAAGGAAACACAGCGAAACCACUGAUCGGCAGAUCGGCAAAAGUAGUGCUAAAGAUUCGGAGUCGAAUAAGAGUAGUAGCCCAUCUCCGCCUCCUGCUCCGAUUGCGGUGAAACGGAGGCGAUUCAUGGCCUUGCUUGAUGAAGAAGAUGAUAAUGAAGGAAAAGAAAUGAUGAAGAGUGGUGACAAUGGCGGUGGUAGAAUGGCUUCUUAA